Molecule: messenger RNA, 2571 nt
Organism: Chiloscyllium plagiosum (whitespotted bambooshark)
Lineage: Eukaryota; Metazoa; Chordata; Chondrichthyes; Orectolobiformes; Hemiscylliidae
Source: RefSeq, a predicted model, not a curated record
GGCGGUACCUCUGGGCCCGGCCAAUUGGAGUGGCGGUAGUGUUGUGUCUGCUCACCAGGUGAGGGUGGUAUCGAUCAGCCUGGCCAACAGGAGCGGGUGGUGUUGCGGACUUUGGCCAAUGGGAGCCGGCUUUGGGACUCAGGUCGCAAACAGAAGUGAUGGCCAUGUUUCAUACUGGUAUUCUUGUUUUAACAUCUCCAAUUUCCCUUAUUCCAUCACGCAUUGCUCCUGUUUUGGCAGCAACUGCAAAAAUUGUUAAAGACACUUUAUAUGUUCAUUUACAUCCAGGAUUGGGAUUUACUGGAAAUUACGUUCAAACCAAACCAGCAUUCAUAGCAGCAAACCAUGAAGUUUCUCAACUACUAACUAAUCUUUACACAAAAAGUUCUCAUGUGUGCAGCCACCUGGAUGUCAGAGUCGUUCUCUCAAAUGUUAAAAAUCACACUUCAACACAGCAGCCAUUUUCAUCAGUCCAAAUAUUGUCUGAACCACCAGAGGUAGUUUUAACAGACUACAGAAUUAUAGACGUAAACCAAUCCAAUUUAUAUAUGCAGUGUUUGGAAAAAUACACUCUUGGCUGUUACACAUGCAAACCCAAUUUGAGAGCCAUUUUUUUACCAGCUGGAAUACAUGACUUGGACAGUGCUUCCUGUUCUGAUAUGGAAGAUUCCAGUUUAUGUGAAAGUAUUCCAAUUUACAGUGAUGUUGUGUUGGGUGGAACCUUUGACAGACUUCAUUCCGCUCACAAGAUCCUUCUCAGCAUGUCAUGCCUGCUAACAGGAAAGCGUUUAUUAAUUGGGGUAGCUGAUGGAGAUCUGCUUAAAAGUAAGGUGCUGAAGGAGCUGAUCGAACCUUAUCAACAACGUGUGGAGAAGCUGAGGAAGUUCCUUCUGGAUGUGAACCCUGCUAUACAAUAUGAUCUUGUUCCUCUGAGAGAUCCCUAUGGACCAGCUAUUACCGAUCCAAACAUAAAUUGCAUUGUGGUUAGCGAUGAAACCCAAAAGGGUGCAGAAGCAGUGAACAGAAAACGACGAGAAAAUGCCUUGCAGGAGUUGGCAAUCCAUAGGAUUUGUAUAAUUAAAGAUGCACACCACACAAAAGAUGAAGAAGAAAAGAUUAGUUCAUCCACUUUGAGGAAGCGACUGUUGGGCUCUUUGCUGGUGCCUCCAAAGAAAAAUCUCAAAAUUGCACCAGCUCCUUAUGUGAUUGGACUCACUGGGUGCAUGGGCAGUGGAAAGACGUCAGUUAGGCAGUAUUUGCAGAAAAUGGGAGCCACUACUAUUGAUGCUGAUCAACUAGGACAUGAGACUUACAAACCAGGAGGAGCUGCUUACCACAGGAUCAUUCAGAAGUUUGGACAAGGCGAAAAUGUGGAUUCCUUGACUGCUUUUCUGAAAUGGAGAUCAGGGUCAUCAUCCCAGUUCAUCCAGACAAAGGCAGCAAAACUUCUAACUCAGCUUUUCACUCUUUUGGUUUCUGGAAGAUGGUGGAGCAAAUUAGUGGAGAGUUUUCAAAUGUUCAUGCUGUCUCAUGUACAUCUUAAAACCUUCACUCAGAAAACAUAGUUCAAAAAAAAUCUUUAAAUCUGAUUUUGCCUUGCUGGACUGACCGUCUCUUCCUGGGACCUCCAUUGCCAUUCAUUGUCUGCCCUCUGCUUGAAUGUAGGGACUCUUACAGACUUGCUGGAAUGAGUUUCCAGGUAUUAAUGUUUUUUUUUAAUAGCCAACUUCUGCUAUCUGUUUAAACACAGUGAUCUUCCUGGAAGUUGCUGUGUAUAUUAAAACCUUUUUAACCAAGGCUCAGCCAGCAAUUAGACCCUAGGCCUGGCUUCUCCAACAAACAGAGCAUAUUAGGUCUCUUCUUUUCCUUUUAACACAAGCUGUCCCAAAUGCCACCAGUCAUUUCCAGCUCAUAAUUCAAAAUUGAUUAAAGAAUAAAUUUAAAAUAAUGAAAUAUCACCAGGAGUGCUAACCCUCUGCUUUUUAUUCUCCCUGCUAAAGUUAACAAUUUCACAUUUUCUCAUUACUGUCCAUGUCCCACAAGUGUGACUGUUCAUUUCAUUUAUCUGUCUGCAUGCUUGUAAUGUCAGCUUCAUACCAUACUUUCCUAUAUUUGUGUCAUCUGCAAAUCUAGCCAUUAAGCCUCCAAUCCCCUCCCAAAAGUCAUUCACAUAAUUUGAAGGACAGCACAGACCCCAGCAGGACUUCACUCAUCUCAUUCUGCCAAUCUGAAAAAGAUUUUAUGUAUACUUUGUUUUCUGGCAGCCAGUCAAUCUUCUGUCCAUGCUAAUAUGUUCCCCUAAUCUAUGAGCUCCAACUUUUCUUGAUAACUUUUAAUGUCGAACCUUGUCAGUGCCUUCUGGAAAUCCAAGAGUAGCACAUCACCAGGCACUCCAUUAUCCACAGUGCAUGUCAUUAGAUCAACAAAUUCCAAUAGAUUAGAUACACUGAAUUUCCCUGUCACAAAACUAUGCUGACUCUUCCCAACUACAUUGGGUUCAUUCCAAGUGCCCAGUUAUAACCUUCAUAAUGACAGAUUUUAAAAGUUUCCUAAUGACAGAUUUCAAGUUAA